AACGCAUCAGAACACACCUGCGCGCGCACAUCGGUAGGAGCCGGGUGAAGCUCUUUUCACCGUGACCCCCUGCGAGGCCGAGGCCGCGACUCCCCGUACCCCCCCGCCCGACGCGCGACUCCGCUCCCUGCGAGCCGCGACGCAGGAGCACCAGCAGGCACCGUUCUCCCCUGCCGGCGGCCGCCGACCCCUCCCAAGGCGAGCCCACCUCGGCGGGCGGCCUUGCCCCCACUCUCCCUCUCACUACUAGCCUCCAUCUCCCAACCCUACCCUGAAGAAGAAGGAGAAGAAGGGCGCCCCAAGAUCUGCAUCCCCCAACCCUAGCUCUAGAGGAGUGCUUCCUCAACGACGGCCGGCGCCCCAAGCUCUGCUCCGGCGAAGUGAAGGCCCCUCCAGCAAGCUCCCCCAACUGUGCAAGCUCGCUACGUCAACAUGAGGCUCAACAAGGUGGAAGUGAACCUUAUAAGGCUGCUGGAGGCUGCUCCCCGCCAGCAAAAUCAGGCUAAACUUGUCUAUUAUGUAACCACAGCCCGGGAGCUGUUGGAGCAGCUAGGAGCUGAGACUACACCAGAAGGGAUAUCAAGCAUUUCAAAAGCUAAGCUUUCUGAGUAUUCAGAAAAGAUUGAAGCACUAGCUUCCAGGCUUGCUGCUUCAGUGCCUGAAAAUGAAAAGCCAAUUAUUGAAAGCAGAGAUGAAAUCUCUUAUGAAGAAGCAAAGCCAGAAAGUCCAAUAUCUUUAUCAUCAGGACUGCGAAGGAGAUCGACAGCCCAUGCCGAAGUUGGACCAAGCCAUCAGGAAGGAAAAGGAGAUAUUGGAGCACCUAUAAAAUUGGAUGCAGAAGCUCAGGCUCACAUUGAGAAGCAUAGGAAGCUCCAAGAAGAUUUGACUGAUGAAAUGGUCGAGUUAGCACGGCAACUGAAGGAAAGUAGCCUAGCGAUGAACCAAUCCGUGCAGGAGACAGAGAAGAUCCUUGAUUCUACCGAGAGGGCUGUCGAGCAGAGCUUGGCAAGCACGGGCCACGCAACCUCGCGAGCUGCAGAGGUCUACUCACUGGCUUCCAAGACUACGUGCUUCCAGUGGCUUCUAAUGUUUGUGAUGACCUGCAUGUUUGUAAUGGUGGUUCUGCUCAUAAGGAUCACCUGAAGGACGAGGCUGUAGCAGGCACUCAAACUUCUAUUCACCCUUGACUUUGUUUCAUGGUAACUCUUUGUGGUCAUGGUGUUUUCUCGACCAAGUGUCCCCAGCCAAACAAGCCUGUAUGUGAAACUGGAAGACAGCUGCCUGUACAGAGGCUUGAUGAAGUACUAUUUUAUUGGUCAGUCAGACCCGAGUGACUCCCUGAACUAAUAAUAUGAAAAUUGCUAUA
Molecule: messenger RNA, 1366 nt
Organism: Sorghum bicolor (sorghum)
Lineage: Eukaryota; Viridiplantae; Streptophyta; Magnoliopsida; Poales; Poaceae
Exons: 8
Coding region: 433-1143 (236 amino acids)
Biological process (GO): retrograde vesicle-mediated transport, Golgi to endoplasmic reticulum
Cellular component (GO): endoplasmic reticulum; SNARE complex
Molecular function (GO): SNAP receptor activity
Source: RefSeq, a predicted model, not a curated record